Molecule: messenger RNA, 1671 nt
Organism: Vanessa tameamea
Lineage: Eukaryota; Metazoa; Arthropoda; Insecta; Lepidoptera; Nymphalidae
Gene: Ubc6
Product: ubiquitin-conjugating enzyme E2-17 kDa
Exons: 3
Coding region: 263-718 (151 amino acids)
Biological process (GO): protein polyubiquitination; DNA repair; proteasome-mediated ubiquitin-dependent protein catabolic process
Cellular component (GO): HULC complex
Molecular function (GO): ubiquitin conjugating enzyme activity
Source: RefSeq, a predicted model, not a curated record
UAGCCAACCUUAAGAAAACUCAUGACACACUUUACAAUUGACAUCUUUGCAUCGCAAUGAUCUCAGUGGUUUUUUUAAUGAUUUCAUGGUCAUCCUGACAAACCUUUCAUUGGUGGUGACGACGUCUUAUUUUGCAAACAAAGAAAUAUACGCUGAUUAAGUUAAUUCGAUAAUAUAUUAAGUAAACACGAGUACAUGAAAGCCACCCUUCUCCAUAGUUUCCUUUUCUCCUUCGUAUAGUGAAUUGAGUGUGUGAAACAAAAUGUCAACUCCUGCCAGAAGACGUCUGAUGAGAGAUUUUAAGCGCUUACAAGAAGACCCACCUACUGGUGUCUCAGGAGCUCCCACGGAUAACAAUAUCAUGAUCUGGAAUGCUGUGAUAUUUGGACCUCAUGAUACUCCAUUUGAAGAUGGAACAUUCAAACUAACCAUUGAAUUUACAGAAGAAUACCCCAAUAAACCACCAACGGUUCGAUUUGUAUCCAAAAUGUUUCACCCAAAUGUAUAUGCUGAUGGUGGUAUUUGCUUAGACAUAUUACAAAACAGAUGGAGUCCUACAUAUGACGUUUCAGCAAUUUUAACUUCUAUACAGUCUUUAUUAAGUGAUCCCAAUCCAAAUUCACCAGCAAAUUCGAUGGCUGCACAACUUUACAAGGAGAAUCGACGAGAAUAUGAAAAAAGAGUCAAAGCAUGUGUAGAACAGUCCUUUAUUGAUUAGUAUGGGCUACAUAUUUCAAACACCAUGUUUGAGAAAUCUCUGCUGGUAUUGGCUGACACCUCCAUUCAUUGGGACUUGUGUGUAAAUUUUGAAUUGUAACUUUAUAAUCUAAACCUGUUUUACUGCAACCACCUUUCUAAGCAGUCAAAAUACACAAUUAAUUUUACAUAGUUAAAAAAAUAUUGUAAACAUUUGUCACAGGUAGAAUAUAUGAUAAAAGAUUCAUCAAUAUUAAUAUAUAUAUUGACAAUAUAGGAAUGUGUGCAUUGCAUACCAUUAACAAUAGGAUAGUAGUGAGUUUAAAACAUUAUAAAAUAUAAUGUAUUUUUGUUUUUUUUUAUUCUUAUAUUCAAAUAAACUGUUUUGUAUUUUUAAGUGUUUGGCUAUAUCUUAACAGCAUAAUGUUGCCAAAUUUUCAGUGUUUCUUUUAAACAAGUUGUCAAAAUAAAUUAUCUUUGAUAAAAAAUACUUCCAAUUCCUUUAUUACAGUUAAAUUCAUCAAUUUAUAUAUAAACAUUGCUUUUUAUAUUAAUAUUGUCACGCAUCUUUAGAAGAAAAUACAUUAUACAUUUUUUUCAUAUUAACAAGUCAUAAAAAUAAUUUUUAUGUUGUAUAGAAUAUUCUGUAACUGAAAGUAAUAAAAUUUUUUAAAAUAUUGAAAUUUGUUUUGAGUUUAAGCAAUGUUGACUAAGAGAAAAAAAUAUUACUUUGUUUAUUUUUUUAAUAUACUAUACUUGUUUAAUUAGUUACUAUAACUUACUGCUUUAAUUUACAAAAAAAAAUAGAAUAGUUAUCUAAAUACACACAAUGUUAAGUGGUCCCAAUGAAGGAUAUCUAGGAAGAUGUUGAGACAAUUUUCUUGCCUUUUGGUGGACUGAAAAUUAACAGUUUCAACUGAUUAAGUAGGUGUGUGUACAAUGUUUGUCUUCUAGUAAAUAUUAUUUUUGGUUUCA